AACCAAGGCUGACGGAUAUUACGCGUCAUUAGUGUUGGCAAUCUACGAACACUAGUAGGAAGAGUGGGGCGUUGUACUUGUACGGGUACGGUACUAGAGUACCGUACAGCGCUCGAGUACCGGCACUCGUAAAAGAAGAGGGGCUCCCUCAUUUUCAUUUUUUCCUUUCCGCAGACUAGGCUGUCUUACCGUUAUUCCUUUUCCGAGAGAGAGGCACACUCAACUCCCAUCGCACCUACACCACCAGCACCGCUGCAAGAGUAUUUGAACACCGAGGGUGCACUCUGAAGGAAGGAAAGAAGGAAAGGGAUUGUUUCCCCUUCGUGCAGAUCUCCGAAAGAUAAUGUCGGAAGGAGUGAUGGAUAAUAUCGAGAGGGGUUUUUCGAGGCUGGUUAGGAGGGAUUAUUAGUGAGUUUGGCCCCCUUACCUGGUUCCUAGGAUCGCCAUCGUGAGGGUGUAGAGGGGCUCGUCGUUGACCCCGUGUCGUUUUCUUUCACAGCGACCGAUGCUAUUAUACCGGUGAAUGCUACUCUAGCUGGGAUACCUGGGGACGAUGGGUAGCUUUAGCGGUUAUCAUUUUAUUCUUCUUCCUGGUCGUCGGUUGCUGCGGGUACUUCCCCGUCUCUUUCCUCGUCUACUGCCUUAGUCCAUCUCCCACCACUAACCCGGAUCAUAGAUUGAUAACUUCCCGCCGCCGUCGUCGGGCGGGCCUGCAACCAGUCUAUGGCACCGCUUGGAUGGCCCCACCAAAAUACUCCCCGCACGACGUCCACCACUUCCAGACCUACCCACCACAGCACUACCCCCCUCAACACCAGGGCCCUUACACGCAAUACUACGCACCCACAACCCCUGCGCCCGCAUACUCCCCCGGCCAGCAAGGCCAAAACUCCGGCACUCCGGGGCUCUCUGGUGGGAAUUAUCAUGCUGCUGGUGCGGAGGAUACUCGGGGACAGCAAGGACAGUAUCACCCACCGACAGCGGCCCCACUGAGAAGUCCUGAGCCAGUCCCGCACUCGCCUGUGACUGGACAUCAAACUGGGGAAACGUUGGCGCAUUCUACGGGCAGCAAUAAUCCGUAUCAUUCCCCUCCGAGCGGGAUGCCGCAGGCACAUGUUGGUGGGAAGGUGUAGAGAUUAUCCACCAAAUACGGAGCUUUUCUAGGGAGCUUUUUUUUGGUUGCUUUUUAUCUUUUUCAUUUCCGAUCUUUUUUUUCUUCAUUAUCCUUUUCCUUUGUUUGGGCUGGGUUGGGCAGGUAGAUCGGCUUACCUGGUGGACUUGCUGCUUGUUUUUCUUCCCUUCCUUCCCCCACCUCCAUUUCUUGACCGGUUGAAUCAUGGCGAUUUGCCACAGCAAACUAACGAGGUGUUUUUUUGUUUUUUUCACCAAGCAAACACUCGUUCGCCCACUAAUGCAUCCAUAUUCACGACAGAAUGCGGGCUUGGUUGUUCUGUCCUCCAACCAAUAUGCAUACACGGGACUCUGGUACCAGUUAUAUUGUGGUAUGAAGA
This is a messenger RNA of Tuber aestivum (summer truffle), 1511 nucleotides long. The record is from the annotation of a GenBank genome assembly. NCBI's taxonomy places the organism in Eukaryota, Fungi, Ascomycota, Pezizomycetes, Pezizales, Tuberaceae.